This is a messenger RNA of Daldinia decipiens, 2002 nucleotides long. RefSeq lists its product as uncharacterized. Bases 516 to 1766 code for a protein of 416 amino acids. Gene Ontology annotation, biological process: vesicle-mediated transport; mitotic spindle elongation. The transcript has a single exon. The record is from RefSeq and is a predicted model, not a curated record. Gene Ontology annotation, cellular component: Golgi membrane. Lineage: Eukaryota; Fungi; Ascomycota; Sordariomycetes; Xylariales; Hypoxylaceae.
CCUAUGUACCUAUGUACGCUAGUGUUCCUUCUUCAGCCCCGUUCCUUCAUACAUUAGGUACCUAUGUAACUGCAUAGGUAUCUCACUACCUACUAUGUACAUAUGUAUGCAUGUAGGGAUGUACUAUGUAAAGUAAAACGUUAUACUGUGGGAAUAGUGGAAUCUGUCCCUGACGUCCUUCGGGGGCCAUCAUUUCCUCCUAUGUACGAAUACAUACACUUCCCGAAUUCAAACUUGAGGUUGUGAAUGUUAACUCGUCUACGUCGGCGAAUAUGGAUAGCUAGCUAGCUGGUGCUGCUUGAAGCUAUCGGGAUAACCAUAACGACAGCUAUAUCCAUAUCCAUAUCGGUCUUGUGUUUCCAAUUAUAGCUCGUCUUCCGCCUCGACGAUAUAUGCAUCAGCUGUAGUUAUAUGUAUCUGGUCUAAGAAUUCCCGAUACUAGGUAUACGAUACGAUAGAUACGAUACGAUUUCCAGAAAGCCCAAGCUACAACACAGCUAAACACCGUCGUCAAUAUGCCUCCCGACCACGAAGCUCAAGAGCCUAUGCUCUCCGUCUCACACCCACCAUCACACUCGCCAUCUCCCUCUCCCUCUCCCUCCCCGACGCCCCCGUCUCCACGCCCAGACGUUCCUCUUCCGCCAUGGGUACGCCCCAACUUACAACGGCCUACAUCCAACUCGCAGCGCCUCUCAACACCAUACUCCCGCUCCGCAGCCGCCAACAACAACAGCAACAACGACUCCUCCGAGCCCUUCGGCCGCCGCAUAAUGCGCGCCAGCGUGUCCUUCUCCAACAAGAUGCUCAAGCUAUUCUACAGCAUGACCCUUCUCCAGCGCAUCAUCGCCGUGUCCGCCCUGGUCCUCGUCAACGUCCUCCUGGUCCUGUUCCUCGUGUACUCGCACCGCAUCUUCGCCGCCCUGGCCCCUAUCGCCAAGGGCUGGCGCGCGCUGCCCGGCGGCUGGGUCAUCGUGUUUCUGAUGACGUGCGCGUCGGGCUUCCCGCCUAUGAUCGGGUACAGCACGUGCAUCACCAUCGCGGGUUUCGUCUACGGGUUCCCGGGCGGCUGGCCCAUCGUCGCCAGCGCCACCGUCUUCGGGUCUACCGCUGCCUUUCUCGCCAGCAGGACCAUAUUCAGCGGAUACGUGCACUCGCUGGUCGGCGCGGACAAGCGAUUCGUCGCUUUAGGACAAGUCCUCCGUCGAGACGGCUUGCUCGUCCUGGCCGCUAUCCGCUUCUGCCCGCUGCCGUUCAGUCUCAGCAACGGGUUCCUCGCCACCAUCCCCAGCAUUUCACCGUGGCGCUUCGCGCUCGCGACAGCCAUGGCCUCCCCCAAACUUCUCGUGCACGUCUUCAUCGGCAGCCGGCUAGCCCUCCUCGCCGAGAGCGGCGAUACCAUGAGCGCCGGCGACAAGGCCAUCAAUUACCUAAGCAUGCUGCUCGGCAGCGCCGUAGGGAUUACCCUCAGCCUGUUUAUAUACCGGCGCACGAUGGCGCGCGCCAGAGAACUCGCACGCGAAGAGGGUGCUGAGAACGGAGUCGCGGUAGACGGGGAAUUAGAUGAGGAGUUGGGUCUAGGGUAUGGAGACUUGGAAGAGGGAAGACGGCAGCGAGCUGGCGAGGCGGAUGAAGCGGCGCUGAUGGAUGAUGACGAUAUCUCGCUGUGGGAGACGGAUGCAGUUGGCGGAGGAUACAGGGAUGAGUCGGAGGAGGAAGAUGCUGUCGGAAACGGGAAUAGAAAGGUUUCCAACGGAGAGCAUCGAUAGAUGGAUGGGCAUUGUCGACCGUUUGCAAGCUUACCAAGGGAUUCGUUCGUGUACGAAAUACGGGAUACAAUAGGCGUCUGGCGAGUCGAGAGCAUAAGAAAGGGCGGCUCAGUUACAAGUUUGGCAUUUUGGAGUGUACGGCAUAACAUGGAUGGGAAUAUCGAAUCGCAUUAGCUAGAAGGGAUGGGCACCUAGGUAGGCAGGUUACUUUGAUUUCGCUUGUGGAAAAGAAUAUU